Diaporthe batatas is the source of this 2454-nucleotide messenger RNA. Its product is annotated as metalloendopeptidase. The coding region runs from base 1 to 2454 and encodes 817 amino acids. Gene Ontology annotation, molecular function: metalloendopeptidase activity. Gene Ontology annotation, biological process: peptide metabolic process. Gene Ontology annotation, cellular component: mitochondrion. NCBI's taxonomy places the organism in Eukaryota, Fungi, Ascomycota, Sordariomycetes, Diaporthales, Diaporthaceae. The record is from RefSeq and is a predicted model, not a curated record. The transcript has a single exon.
AUGAUCAAGUUCGCCCAGCGCCCGCCCACAAAAGCCUCGGCGUCGUGGGUGUGCUCAGCUUGUCUCUGCCGCAAGACCCAGCAGACAGCCCGGCAGAUCCCCCGCGCAGCAGCAGCCUCGCGAUGGCAACACACUGCCGCCCACUCCGAGACCGUCCAGCCUCCUCCACACGCCUUUUCCAUCCCGCCCUCCGCCACCAACUCCACCGACCGUGCCAAGCACGACGAUGCAGACCUGCGCCGCAUAUUCGACUCCCCUUCCGCAUGGCUGGCCUUCUCCGGCGCCUUCAAGGGCAAGCCCCGUGUCGGCCUCUUCCGCAAUGCUUACCUGACCGAGCCUCGAGGCUUCCUCGCCUUCGCCCAGGUCUCCCUCGCACGCGCCCAGCGCAUUGUCGACAAGGUCCUCUCCGCUACCUCCGUCCCCGAAUACAAGGCUGUCGUGCGCGAUCUCGACAGGCUGUCCGACCUGCUCUGCCGCGUCAUUGACCUGUCCGACUUCGUGCGCGUCACACAUCCCGACAGGCACAUGCAGGCCGCCGCCUCCGAGGCAUGGACCGUCGUGUAUCAGUACAUGAACCAGCUGAACACCACCACCGGCCUGAACGAGCAGCUGGGGAGGGCGUUGGACAACCCAGAUGUCUCAUCCGCCUGGUCGGAAGAGGAGAGGGCUGUGGCCGACAUUCUCAAGUUGGACUUCACAAAGUCCGCCGUCAAUCUGCCCAGGGAGGCGAGGGACAGGUUCGUCGACUUAUCCUCCGAGAUAGGGGAUGUCGGCCAGACCUUCGUCGAGCAGAUGGCCCCAGAGCAACCCGUCCUCACGUUCCCGAGCAGCAGGCUCCAGGGCAUGGACCCGAUGAUAGCCCGCAGGAUGACCCGGAGGGGGCACGUCUACCUACCUGCCCUGAGCGGCGAGGCCUCUCUGGCCCUGCGUACUGUGCAUGACCAGGACACAAGGAAGGCCAUAUAUUAUGCUUCGCGCACCGCGUCGAAAAGAACCGUCCGCCAGCUCGAGCAUCUGCUGAGGCUGCGGGCUGAGAUUGCUAGCCUGUCAGGUUUCGAGAGCUACGGUCACAUGGCGUUACGCGAUAGGAUGAUGGCCAAGUCGCCCGAAUCCGUGCAGCAAUUUCUCAAAGCACUCAACAAGAACAACGCGCCCAUAGUCAGGCGCGAGAUGGAGGACCUCAUGGCCCAGAAGCGGCACAAGGUCGGCUUGUCCUCGCCCGAGUUGCAGCCGUGGGACAAGGACUACUACAUGGGCCAGAUCAGGGAUCUCGAGAGGUCGAGAGCAAGACGUGAGGACUUCUUGUCCGCGUACUUCUCGCUUGGGACCAUCAUGCAGGGCCUGUCAAGGCUCUUCACCCGUCUCUACGGGAUCCGUUUCGUGGCCAGGGAGACCAUGCCGGGCGAGACAUGGCACCCCGAGGUACGGCGGCUCGACGUGAUAUCCGACACCGACGGUCACGUCGCAGUCCUGUAUUGCGACCUGUUCUACAGGGCAGACAAGUCGCCAAAUCCGGCUCACUUCACAGUGCGGUGCUCGCGCGAGAUCGCAGGGUCUGAGCUUGAGGAAGCCGAGUCCGCCGCUGGACAAGCCGCGGCGGGUGUUCCGGACUUCGCGUCGCCCGAGGAGGCUGCCAACGACGGCAUGGCCAUGUCUCGAGGCCGCAAUGGCGUGCUGAAACAGCUGCCCACCAUCGCCCUCGUAUGCGACUUCCCACAGAGCCAGGCGGGCGGGGACAAGCCCGCCUUCCUGACCUAUGGACAGGUGGAGACGCUCUUCCAUGAGAUGGGCCACGCGAUCCACAGCAUACUUGCGCGCACCUCGCUGCAGAACGUCUCGGGGACGCGCUGUGCGACCGACCUGGCCGAGCUCCCCUCCACGCUCAUGGAGCACUUCUGCGCAGACCCAGAAGUGCUGGGCCUCUUUGCCCGGCAUUACGAGACGGACGAGCCGCUCAACUACCAGAUGGUCGUCGACAGGAUACGGCUGUCCCGGCGGUUCGAGGGCACAGACAAUGAGAACCAGAUCCUCCUGGCGAUGCUAGACCAGGAGUACCAUUCCCCUCGUGCGGCAGGCGAGUCCUUUGACUCGACCGAGGUCUACCGCGGGAUUCAGCUCGAGUAUGGCAACACGCCUGUCGACCCGCCCGGCUGCAGGUGGCAGGGCUUCUUUGGCCACCUGUUUGGGUACGGCAGCACGUACUACAGCUACUUGUUCGACCGCGUUCUUGCUGAACGGGUGUGGAAGGAGGUCUUCUCCUCCGGACGGGACGGCGCAGCCAUCAGCAGGGAGAAUGGCGAGCAACUGAAGGAAGGCCUGCUCAAAUGGGGUGGCAGCCGGGACCCGUGGAGGUGCCUGGCGGACGCGCUGAGGGACGACCGCGUGGCUGACGGCGACGAGAAAGCCAUGGCCCUGGUGGGAAGCUGGGGCACAGGAGCCACAGUAAAAGAGUGA